AAUAAUGAAGAGGAAAUCGAAGAAUUUCCUAUUGAGGCUAUUAAAGAAAAGCGUUAUAUCGGUGUGAGAAAACGGCCAUGGGGAAAGUACGCUGCUGAGAUAAGGGAUUCCACAAGGAAUGGAACAAGGGUUUGGCUUGGAACAUUUGACAGUGCAGAAAAAGCUGCUUUGGCUUAUGACCAAGCUGCAUUUGUGAUGCGCGGAGCUUCAGCACCCAUAAAUUUCCCAACAGAGAAAGUAAAAGAAUCCCUUAAAAACAUGAAUUACAGGUGCAAGGAUGGUUCAUCACCAGCUGUAGCCAUAAAAGAGACACACAGGACUAGGGGUUCGUCGAAACACAAAGGGAAAAAGAAACAAAAAAGUAAAGAAGAAGAAAAUGUUUUGGUGUUUGAGGACUUGGGAUCUGAUCUAUUAGACGAGCUAUUAUCAAAGAGUUGAUUUUGUAAGUAAUCAUAAAAGUCUUCUACACCUGUGAAUUAGUGUUUAUUUUCUUAACUUUUCAUUUCCUAUUCUGGUUCUUUCUUGAACACUACAUCCGAGAAUUGAUUUCAAAUCCAUUCAAAUUAAAGAUUACCACUUAGUGUC
Molecule: messenger RNA, 585 nt
Organism: Olea europaea var. sylvestris
Lineage: Eukaryota; Viridiplantae; Streptophyta; Magnoliopsida; Lamiales; Oleaceae
Product: ethylene-responsive transcription factor 1B-like
Exons: 1
Biological process (GO): ethylene-activated signaling pathway; regulation of DNA-templated transcription
Molecular function (GO): DNA binding; DNA-binding transcription factor activity
Source: RefSeq, a predicted model, not a curated record